GGGAAAAUGGGUUGUGCGGACCUAAAGAGGAGGAAGCCUCCUAAGGACAAUAAAAUACACCCAUGACCCCAUCCUCCAUAUUAUGUUUGGAUUGAUUGCAUUGGGAUAUUUCUUCCACCCCUUGCAAUCACUCGGCCAACCAAGAGGGAGAGAGAGAGAGAUCCAGCAACUCUUCAUCUAAACUCAAGCUUGAAGGAAGCAAGAGUAGGAGAAAUCCAAGGAGAAAACUAGCAAGGAAGAAGUUUCAGGUAGAACUUGACGGUUGCUGCCACCGCCCGUUGCUUCGGGGGAGAUCAAAGGGGGAAGACGUGGUUCGUGCUUCUUCCGUUUCUGUUUUGAAAACAAUUUAAAUAAUGCUCAUGGAUAUUUUCUUGAAUAAUCAUUUGGGGGCUUGUAUGCCCAUGUUUGCCGAGUGUGGCAUAAACACUUGUAUUAAAUGUUUCCGCUGCUUAAAUGAAUAUUUUACAUUAUGCUUGUUUAUGGAUGUACUAUGUGUGAAUGGUAUUCAAGACGCCUUGUAUAGUAUGGAUGAGUUGGACUGCGGUUGACUAUUCGUACUGUACGGCGGGUUGUUGACGUGUCCGGAUAGGUCCGGGGCGUGACACCUGGAGUUCAAGAGAUGCAUAUAUGAACAUGCAGUGUAUCUAAAGGCUACUGAAAUGGAUGUCAUCAUAGUUGGUGUGUAUGUAGAUGAUCUUUUUCUCACAGGAUCAAAUCCAGGACACAUUCAGAACUUCAAGACAGAGAUGAUGAACAUUUUUUAUAUGAGUGACCUGGGAAUACUCAGUUACUAUCUGGGGUUGGAAGUGAAGCAAGAGGAAGGAGUCAUAAGUUUAAAUCAAUCAAGCUACGCUAAGAGAAUCUUGGAACAGAUGGGAAUGGGAGAAUGUAACCCCUGCAGCAUACCUAUGGAACCUAGGAGCAAACUCAGCAAGUUUGAUGAAGGGAUACCUGUUGAUUCUACAUUGUACAGAAGUGUUGUUGGAAGUUUGAGGUACUUGGUAAACACUCGACCUGACAUAGCAUAUUCUGUGGGGAUUGUAAGCAGAUAUAUGGAAGCACCAACUCAAACUCACAUGAAUGCAAUAAAGCAUGUCCUAAGAUAUGUCAAAGGAACAUGUAAUAUGGGGUGUGUGUUCAAGCAUGGAGACAAAAUCAGUAGGCUGACUGGUUUUGUGAUAGUGAUCUUGCAGGAGAUGUGGAUGAUCGAAAGAGUACAACAGGAAUCCUAUAUUUUCUUGGGGAAAACCCAAUAACUUGGGUGUCACAGAAACAGAAAAUUGUGGCACUCUCCUCCUGUGAGGCAGAGUAUAUUGCAGCCAC
Messenger RNA from Cuscuta epithymum, 1323 nucleotides. The record is from the annotation of a GenBank genome assembly. NCBI's taxonomy places the organism in Eukaryota, Viridiplantae, Streptophyta, Magnoliopsida, Solanales, Convolvulaceae.